AUGGAGGAGAAAGACAACUUGGUUUCUGGGGUAGCAGUGAGCGGUGAAGAAGCUCCAGAUACCUACAGAAUUGCCCCGAGAAAUGAAAACCCCAGCCCAUCUGGGGGUCCCGCAAUGGCAGCAGCUCCAACGUCCUCGCCGAUGAGCUUGGCCUUGACCGGUACGGAAGUGAAGAAGAAGAGGGGCAGGCCUAGGAAGUACGGACCUGACAAGACCGUCUCGUCGGCAUUGUCGCCGAUGCCGAUUUCGUCUUCGAUUCCGCUCACAGGAGAGUUCUCGGCCUGGAAAAGGGGCAGAGGGCGGCCCGUUGACUCAGUCAAGAAGUCUCACAAGUAUGACGUUUUUGAGAGCUCAGGCGAGAAAAUUGCAUACUCUGUUGGUGCAAACUUUACACCUCAUGUCCUCACUGUCCAUGCUGGCGAGGAUGUUACGAUGAAGAUCAUGUCAUUCUCUCAACAAGGGUCUCGAGCUAUUUGCAUACUUUCUGCAAAUGGUACCAUUUCAAAUGUUACACUUCGGCAGCCCAGUUCUUCAGGGGGUACUUUAACAUAUGAGGGCCGUUUUGAGAUACUUUCCUUGUCUGGAUCAUAUAUUGCAAUUGAGAACGCAGGAACAAAGAGCAGAUCUGGUGGCAUGAGUGUCGCUUUGGCAGGUCCAGAUGGUAGAGUGGUUGGGGGAGGGCUUGCUGGUAUGUUGAUAGCUGCUGGCCCUGUGCAGGUUGUGGUGGGGAGUUUUCUACCAGGUCACCAGCAGGAACAGAAGCCCAAGAAACAGAGACUCGAGCCUGUAUCAUCGUCAAUUGUCCCUAUUGUUGUCAAUGCCGUGUCUGGUGAAGAAAUGAAGGUCUGUGGGGGAGUAAAGCCCAUUCUGAAUUCUCCUUCCUUCCAUGGAAACAAUUCAACUUCUGUAAACCCCAUGAACAACUUUAAGAACUCAGCUCCUGAGAGUAAAUCGUUGUCGGAAGAGGAAUCUAAAGGCCCUGGUCAACCAAACUGUGAAGUUUCUUAUUGA
Molecule: messenger RNA, 1011 nt
Organism: Prunus armeniaca (apricot)
Lineage: Eukaryota; Viridiplantae; Streptophyta; Magnoliopsida; Rosales; Rosaceae
Source: the annotation of a GenBank genome assembly